AUGGCUCGACUUCGAAGAUGGUUCGAUGUUGAACUUCAACGGCUGGGCUUCGGUGGCCUCGAGGACAUUUUUAUGCACCUGGAAACCAUGCCAGAUGACCAAGUUGCUGGAUACUUACAAAACGUUUUGGGAGAGCAAGCUGAGGUAAAAACGCUUGCCGCAGCUUUCGUCACUGCUAGGUCGGAUGGACAACGUCCUGUCGGAUCAGGAACCCGUGCAAUAUCAAAUGGUGAGUCACAGCCGACGUGGGACACAAUGAGCGGGACCGGCAAGUCAUCUACAACGAAAAAAGGGAAACGCCGAGGAAAGAAUCGCGCGGGUUCUUCUAACGGAAAUGGAUCCAAACACAACACCGGGAAGACCUCAUUUGCUAGCGCAGUUGCCGGUCAAGGAUCCUCAACAUCUAACUCCGGGCAAGCUCAAGCAAUUAGGAACUCCGCUGCAGAACAAAUUCCCAGGAAAAUCAGAGAAUAUCAAAGGUCAAAAAAAUGUAUCAACUGCGUGUACUGCGGUUACAUCGAAAAACUUAUUCGUGAGGAUGGGGCGUGUUCGUUUUGCCAAAGACCGAUCUUUUCAAUUUACGGCAGCGAGCACGAGGCCUCCAACAUGCGAACAAGGGCGAACCAGUCAUCGAAUCGAACGAUAUUAGAAAACAGAACCGCAAGUAAACAAGAAAAAGGAGGCAAAGAAACUGUAUCCCAGGCUACUGAUGUGCAGGAUAGAGAUAUUCUCGUUUCACAAGUGCCCCGCUUACCCGACACAGACUCGUCAGACGGAUUCUACCGCAACCCAAGUUUGCCUCAGUCGUGGUUAGAAGAGUGCCUUAACCUAAUGACAAUCCGCUUGAGCGGUUAG
This is a messenger RNA of Chondrus crispus (carragheen), 855 nucleotides long. RefSeq lists its product as hypothetical. NCBI's taxonomy places the organism in Eukaryota, Rhodophyta, Florideophyceae, Gigartinales, Gigartinaceae. The coding region runs from base 1 to 855 and encodes 284 amino acids. The transcript has a single exon. The record is from RefSeq and is a predicted model, not a curated record.